AUGCCCUCUAUUCACUCUUUCCGUUUGGUCCUUAUCUUCUCCCUCCUCCUACAGCUCGUGUUCGCAGAACAGAAAUGCUACGCGCUCAAUGGCACCCAACUAGGCGACGCAUAUGGACCCUGCAAUCCUGAUGCAAAGCAUAGCGGUUGCUGUGCCAUUCACCAUUCGGCGGGAUCAGUGGAACUCUGUCUGUCCAACGGUCUUUGCAUGGCCACCAAAAACGAGUACAUGGGCACGAUAUGGCAGACCGGGUGUACUGAUCCCACCGGCAAGGACCCGUCGUGCCCGAAAAUGUGUCCUGAUACGCCUCAGAUCAAGACGAAGUUUGUCGGCGCAUUCCAAUUUGAGACAUCUACAUCCACCGAGUCUUCUACGUCCAGUCCCGCCUCUACGACUUCAUCCCGGCCCAGCUCAACUUCAGCAUCCCCGACCACUUCCCAGAUAGGAGUCGUUGCUGCAGCCACCUCUUCCGUCAGCUCCCUCCCUACAGCCUCCAACGAAUCAAGUACAUGCGCAGCCGAUAAGCACCAACUCAAAGUCGUCGGCGGUACUUUAGCUGCAUUCUUCUGCGCCGCCAUCGCAGGCCUAUUAGCCGCCACAUUCUUCCUCUUUAAGAAGGAGAAGAAGCAGCGUAAGUUGAAAGAGCACUACGAGGCACAGUUCGCAACUACCAGCUGGGGCGCUUACGGCGCUUCAAAGAGCACGGUUGUUGGGAUGGCCUCAACUAGGGAUUCAUUGGACAAAGACGUGGAAGUUCGUUACAUCGGAAGGCAAAUCACAUAA
This is a messenger RNA of Didymosphaeria variabile, 783 nucleotides long. RefSeq lists its product as uncharacterized. The record is from RefSeq and is a predicted model, not a curated record. Lineage: Eukaryota; Fungi; Ascomycota; Dothideomycetes; Pleosporales; Didymosphaeriaceae. The coding region runs from base 1 to 783 and encodes 260 amino acids. The transcript is spliced from 2 exons.